AUGUUAAAAUCACAUAAUUUGAUUUUCCAGUCACUGUUGGACAGUCGUGUGAAACAACUCAUGGACUGGAAUCAAAGAAAACCUGUUAUAAGGUUGAAUGGGGAUAAGUACAGAACUUAUCUGAGGGCAUCACCAAGGAAUUAUUCAGUGAUUCUUAUGCUCACAGCUCUAGCACCACACAGGCAAUGUACCAUCUGUAGGUAAGAGAUAUUUUAAUGUGCUCUUAGAGGCUCAAGUCAUUGUGGGAUUCUUUCACUCUCUGCACUUGCUUUCAAAUGACAAUGAAAUAUUUUAUUGAUAAAGUCAACAUCAUACACAUGUACAUACAUAUCAUCAGUAUCAUAGACCUCUAUUACCACCAUCACAUUACUGUUAAUUCUGAUGAAAUUGAAAAAUGAUUGCACACCUUUUUUGAGCUUUUAAAUCCACUUUAAGUGCUUUUUUGCUUGCUUUAUUUGGUGUUUGUAAUGCAGAUAUCAACAUUUAGACGGGGAAAGGGGAUAUGGGCAUAUGUGUGGGUGUGAUAUUUGAACACUUGCUUUGUUCCCUCGCUGGGGAUUUUGACCACAAAUUUUUGCCCAAACUGUGGUUUUGUUCCCCAUGAAAAGGGAUUCUAUCAGAUUUGAACUAAUUUCCAGUCCCAAGGAUCAGGAAAUUGAAAAAAAAAUUGCUAAAAAAUUCAAAUGCUACCCCUAUGCCUGUGACCCACCAACACCGCCCCUCCCCGCCCCCCUUCCAUUCAAAAAUUGACACCCGCAUAAGCAGUUGUGUUUGUAUUUGGGUUGUGUUUGAAGUUGUCAAAAUAUGAAAAUCCAACUUGGAUAUCAUGGCAAUUCUUAGUCUUUCACAAAUUAAAGAGAUUUCACUGUUAAAUAGAUAAUACACUAAACGAACCUUCAGUUGACUAUGCCUCUAAAUUAUAUUCCAAAGUUAUCCUUACCUAUCUCCUUUUUGUGUCAGCUUAUAUAAAGCUUCCUGGGAAAAGGACCCAAAUUUUUCUUGUCUUGUCAGGUAGCUAGUUUUCUGAUAACAUAAAUAACUAUGAUUCACAAAUAACAAUUCACAAUCUGUUGUCUUCUUUGCAGAGAAGCUAACAAUGAGUAUACAAUCCUUGCUAAUUCCUGGCGAUAUUCUCAGCAGUAUUCCAACAAAGUGUUCUUUGCAAUGGUUGACUUCGAUGAGGGCCCAGAUGUAUUUAAUGCGGUAAGACGUUUUAAAUAAAUGUUUUUUUGCAUAAAUUUGACUUCCUGAUGGCACAUUUUUGUACAUUUUAAUUUGGGAGUGUAGGUUCUUUAUGCUCCUCAUGUGUAUCUGCUGAAAUGUUUCUUCUGUCACAAGUUCAUUGAAUGUCAGCCUUAGAUGUGCUGAUUAAAUGGAAACUGAAACUGCAAGUUCUGUUACUUUUUUUUUCUAGCUACGGUUGAACUCUGCUCCCAUGUUUAUGCACUUCCCACCCAAAGGAAAACCCAAAAAGGCGGACACCUAUGAUAUUCAAAGGUACACAUUUACUGAAAAAACAUAAUCUUUUAAAGUGAAAUACAUAGAGAAUGCUGCAUAUCGCAUGUUCUUGUUUUCUUUGUAGAAUGGGAUUCUCUGCUGAACAGCUGGCGAAAUGGGUUGCAGAGCGCACUGAUGUUCAUGUAGGUAGUUUUUAUGUUAUUUUUUGUAGGUGAUUUGUUUUUGAAAUGCUUGUUUUAUUUGAUAAGUUCUAAAUGUGAAAGCUGUGAAAAUUUGUAUUACAUUUAUUUAAGUGUCAUCUUAUCAAAGUCUAUUGCAAAAAAAUUUUGACUAAAACUUUAAUUUCUUACACAAGACAUUUCUUCGUUGUCAGGACUUAAAAUGUAACUUCAUGUAUAAUAUCAUACAAAGAUAUGGGAUUUCCCUGUUGGCAUCUAUUGUCACUGUGAUCACUUCAGACCCCCGGCUUCUUUCAUAGCCAAGUAAGGGAAAAUAGCACCAAAACAAUGACGUAGCAUAUUAUAUGGCAGGUUAAAAUUAAAUUCAGAUUAAAAUUUUUCAACAUAGGUUGAUUCUCUGAAUAAUAAUAGGGCUAGAGAAUCAAUCUAGGUUAAAAAUUUUUAACCUGAGUGAAUAUAAUUUUGACCUGUAAUGUAUAAAAUUAACUAUAAGUCUCAGUGCAUGACACUCCUGCUCUUGACAUGAAAGAAGUCUGAUUUUUUUUUUCAUAGCCAUCUAGCUAGUGUAAUUUUUAUUCUUGUAAUUAAUAUUUCCUAGUUAUGUGUAACGACUGAACCCAAAUUUGCUUCAAAUUUUAGGUGAGAGUAUUCCGUCCCCCUAACUACAUGGGUGCAGUGAUAAUGGGAUUGCUGGUUGUGCUGAUUGGUGGACUGCUUUACGUGCGACGUAAAAACUUAGAAUUCCUCUAUAAUAAGACCUACUGGGCCAUUGGAUGCUUGGUAUGCGUAAACUCUUAGACUGGUACUGUUACAAUAAUGCUGUGUUUUGAUAACUGUUGGUCCGCACACAUAUUUAUCACAUAUUUUUAACCUUACAGUACUACAAUGGCGUUUAAUUCCAAUAUAUUUAACUAAAGAUAGAUAUUUUUAUAUUGAAACUUUUUCCUCCGAAAAUCAACUUUGACAAAUUCCAUGGUGGUACAUCCUAUUUUGUCAUAGCUUUAACCUUUUUUGUCUGUUGAUCAGUCAUUGCUGAAUCCCAUUGGCUGUUUCAAGGGGGUAAUCAACCACAUUGACCUGUGGGUAGCAUUUGAUCAGUUGUAUCCUGUGUACUCCUCCCAUGCCGUUAUGGUCUUGAUAAAUUCAUUCUAGUGAUCACAAAAUUGGCAGAAAUUUUGGGUGCAGGUCCAUAAGAUUAGAAGAGGGAUGAGAGGUAAUUUUGUUUGCCCCAUUGAAAUGCUGUCAACUAUUCGAAGCAAUCCUUCAGCUGAGAAAUGCUGGUCCAAACUGACAAAUACAAAAAGCACCAUAUAGUCUAUAAAAUUGAAUGAGAUGUUAAUAUUAUGGUUGAUUUGUUUGUCCCUCUGUGGUAGAUUGGGGAAGUUAGAGUUGUCUUUGUUGCUGUAAUAAAUAACAAAAUGAUUCUUUCCCUGACGUUGACGUUUCCCAUGACGUUUCCCUGAGCUUUCCCUCUGGAGAGAUCAAGCCAUACGUGUAAAAACUCUUGGGAAAACAAAAUUGUUUCCUUCCUGACUGGGCAUUACUGCGCUUUUCAAAAACACACGAACUCUAAAGUUUAAAAGCCGCCUUCACAAUUGCGUUUUUUGCUGCUUUCAAUCAUAAUUAUGAUCACAAGCAACGGAUCUUGAAACACAGAAACACAAAAAACUGAUCGAAAUCCACCAAUCACAGAUCACAAACCAUGCCCUUUUGAACCUGUUUAAGUAAAGUUCUGUUUUCUAAGAGAUGCACUAAGAUGAAUGAUAGCAGCAAAAAACGCAAACAUCAGUUUGCUUUUGAUCUUCGGAGUUCGUGUGCUUUUGAAAAGCGCAUUAAGUGUAUUUAUUAUUAUCUUUUCAGUUUAUAGUUUUUGCCAUGACUUCUGGGCAGAUGUGGAAUCACAUCCGAGGGCCUCCUUACGCUCAUCGAAAUCCACAAACUGGACAAGUGGUUAGUAAGAAAUGAGUGACUUAAUAACUGUUUUGACCCCUGGUAUCACUGACAAAUUAGAGCCCUGGGUAACAGGAAUUGCAGCAGCAGCAUACAAGUUGUCAUGCAUGUAACUACAGUAGUUUGUGGUACCUUUAGACAGCUUGGGCCAGGGCCAUGUGGUGUUUGUGAAAUACUUGUAUCCCAAAAAGAUAAGCUGUGAAAAAAUUGGCCUAUUUCUAUUGAAGGAUGGGCCUAGUGGCACAUAAUCACUCAAAACAUGCCUUUACCCGUCCCCCCCACCCCCCCACCCGCCCCUUACACACACUCUCCACUCCAUGUUUCACUCUAGUCUGCUACACAGCCGUUUUUAGUGUCGUCACGCAACGCUCCUCCCCACUAACGGCUGCUGAACAUCGAACCACAUUCCUUUCCCUUUGUGUUUGUGGUCUAACAAACAAACCAUUCAUGUAAAAGAAACUUGACAAUACGUGAGCCGCAGGGUGCUAGGAGCGAACACGCUUCCCAGUUUUCGACAAAUCAAUAAAUCAUCCCUGAGUUUUGAUGAGCUCUGUGUCUGCAAGCAACAAAAAGGUUGUUUGCAGAAAUGUUUGUUUUAAGCGGUUAACAAAAUUCCAAGGGAAAAAAAGGGUUUGAUAGGCCCACAAGACUCUUACCAGGUUCGGUUGGUUCUUUUUAACGUGCAUAUGUAUGAUGAAUUUCAUGUGCCGGAUGUGCUCAUUGUGUUGUUGUACACCCAUGUGAAGACUGUGAAGACUAAACUCUCAGAGGUACUGACUCAAACAAAAGCAAUCUUAUAAAUUAUCGAUAAGCGAUUUCCUGAAACUAUACCCAGCAACUUUAUAAGCACAUCCAUGUUGUGCGUCAUAUUUGCUCAACCUGCUUGCUGUUGCUGCUUAUCUCAAAAAUUUUUGGAGGACUGGACUACGACAACACUACUCUAGUUGAUUGCUUGUUUUCAUGCAAGGAUUUUGAAUGUUCUGUUAUUCACACAUGGGGCAACGAUAAAAGCAAAGCUGUGAUUGGAGGAGUCACCAUACUGCAAAUGUGGCGUGAACACCUUCCAGAAAAUGGGAGCUGAAUUCUGAUUGGCUAAUCACAGGAAAGGAAUGUGGUUUGAUUUUCAGCAGCCGUUGGUGGGGAGGAGCGUUGCGUGACGACACUAAAACGGCUAUGUAGCAGACUAUGUUUCACUCUAGAUUAAAAACUGAUUAGUGAAAGCUCAUCAUGCAGGAAGUAGCAAUAAGUUCGGAGAAGUUAACCUUAAUUGCAGUUUAUCCUCUUGAGAACUACAGAUUUUAGAUUGUUUUAACUCUUUCUUACUUGAGGUGGUGUAUGCACUAUUUAUUUAUGGGUCCUAUUUGCACCCUAACUGUUAUAGCUGUGCAGCUCUUUAAUUUUUUAUGUACAUAUAAUUUUCCCCGUAUAUUUUCAUGGUAUUUUUCUUCUCUCUGUAUUAAUAGCAUUUUUAUUGUUUAAUUGUUGUACAUGUACCUUGAAGUGGGAAAUGUAUUUGCCAGUCUGACUCAUAACAGUUUUAUUGUUUUACAGUUACUUUUAUUUAUUCAUUUGUUAUCAUGGGUGAAGACCUUAUUCUCUUUGCCUCUAGGGGUACAAAUGUACCUCUUUUUUACAAUGGAAGUAAAAACAAAAAUCCCAACCAUAAUUUUUCCAUAUGUUACUUUAUGAAAUAUUUAGCAUUUCUUAACAAUUAUGUGAUGUUUACAAUACCAUCUGUGUGUUUAUCGUCUUGCUCUAUUUUUUUUUUCAGAGUUAUAUCCAUGGAAGUAGCCAGGCUCAGUUUGUUGCUGAAACACACAUUGUGAUUGUUCUUAGUAUCCUUUUACUUUUUACUGGUUAAAAUUUAUUCAAAGUAAACUUUUUCUUUAUUAUAAUUAUACUUUGGGCUUUGUCACGUGUUGAUGGGUAGGAAUAUGUCAUGAAGAUAAGCAAAUGUAUUUAAUGUUGCAGAGGUAGGAUUUUUGGUGAUUGCCCAUCUUCCAAGCCACAGCCUCAUGUUCAAAAAGCUAGACAAGCUAGUAUAAUACAAAACAUAAUAUUAAGUAUACAUAAUAAGAUCUAAAAGACCUAACUUUUAAGUACAGCAUUCUUUAAAAGAGAAAACUUAAAAACAACGUAAGUAACAACGUCUCUACAAUAUCAUAAAUCGAAGCCCGAAGAACAUUUGUGUGAUAGACUAUUUAUGCCUUGACUGUUGUCUAAGAUGCUCUUUAUGUUGCUGGCAUGAUUCUUUUGAAUGAGAAGGCUCUUGAAGUCAAGGAAAUUGGAAAACGUAGAUGUAUGUAUCAGUGUUUGUUUUGUUUUGUUUUGUUUUUUCAAUACUUUGUGUUUUCCUAGAAUAUGAAGCCUAUUUUUAUAACUAGUUAAAGCUUUUUUUGAAAUCGUGCCUUUGUAAACAGAAAAAGGUUGAAGGAUGACUGCAACAAAAAUUGUGUCAAAAUGAAAUUUUGCUUAUUGCUGUGACAGCGGUACUGCAACUUGGGCACUAAGCAUCUUUUAUUGUUAACAAUUAUUUGGCUUCUCCUAUUAUGAAAACUAUUUGAAAAACAAGAAAAGAAAUAGAAAAUUUUGGAAAUAUUAAAAACUGUGGUCAAGCCAAGAAAACACACAGACUGUAUACAUUUCAGUGUUAAUUGUUAAUCCCAUUACGGAAUGAGUUUUUUGAAUUUUUGAAAAGAUAUGGAUUAAUUUAACAUGCUGUUUAUUUAACACUGAGGUCACAGAUAACGCAGGAAAUUCUGGAAUGUAAAUAAACUUUAAUAGGAUUCAAUUGCCAUCAACUCGCAUAAAAAUCUGUGUUUGGACCGAGAAUUUUAAAUACAGACUUUCAAAAUGAUGAAUUAUGGCUUAAAAACUUUUUUAUUGUGAACUUUCUUCCCGAAAAAAUUGUUCAGUCCUUAUGGUUAGGUUAAUGACUUCGGUUUUUGUCCGUUUCAUGCCUACCCACUUAAAGUGUGUUUCCUUGUGUUUCAGUUGUAGUCAUGGUCGGGCUUGGCCUUGUAGUACUGUUCUUCAGCUUGUUGCUGUCUGUGUUUCGUUCCAAGUACCAUGGAUAUCCAUACAGGUAA
Porites evermanni is the source of this 6676-nucleotide messenger RNA. The record is from the annotation of a GenBank genome assembly. NCBI's taxonomy places the organism in Eukaryota, Metazoa, Cnidaria, Anthozoa, Scleractinia, Poritidae.